This is a messenger RNA of Drosophila ficusphila, 5994 nucleotides long. RefSeq lists its product as uncharacterized. The transcript has 13 exons. Gene Ontology annotation, cellular component: cytoskeleton. NCBI's taxonomy places the organism in Eukaryota, Metazoa, Arthropoda, Insecta, Diptera, Drosophilidae. The coding region runs from base 571 to 5892 and encodes 1773 amino acids. The record is from RefSeq and is a predicted model, not a curated record.
ACGUCGCAAUUUGAAACGAAAAGCGAGCGUUAGCGACUUUAUACCGCAGUUUCUGUUCGACAGCCCUCGAGUUCGGUUCUAGCUCUCUCACCUGAAAACAAACGCAGCUCUAAGCGGCCAACAAUCGCCAUAAACAAAUCAGCAAAGUGUAAUUUAUUUUGGAAGCCUCUUAAUAGAUUUCCACGCGAGUCACAGAGCUCGACACUCAAAAGCAGCUGUCACUUGAACCCAAUCAACGAACGAAUCAACGAAAUAAUAAAUCAGCCACGAAACCAACAACAAUAACAACGAAAAUAGCAAUCACUUCGAGUGCUUCCGAGUGAACAGAUGUUUUGAAAAACACCCGAAAAUCGCGACUAAUCCUGACAAGGACUGUAGGCAAUAGAAGUUAUUAUUGCCGCGAUAACGUAAAGUUUUUUACUGUGCAAAAGAAAGUUAGCUAAAAUCAAGCCAUCUAAGCGGAAGCAGGAGGAGAUACCGCCGAUAAAGUAUUAGCCCUCGGUCGACGUUUCGAAAGACACAAAGGAUCAAGGACCCUGCGCCCGAGUGCGUAAAAUACGUCCUAUUAACAUGGGCGGCAAUGUGGAGCAGCGUCCUUGGACUCCGACGGUCCGAAUUGGCAGGAUCGCUGCCGAAACCACCAAUCCAGGUCCAGCAACCGUCCAGCUUCCGACUUUGAUCGGCAGCAAAGUUCCGGACUCGAAGAAGAAGGCGGCCCCCUCGUACUCGUUUGGGCACAAGCUGGGCGGGAAGUACGACACCUCGGGACCUGGUCCGGCCCAGUAUAAUGUGACGGGAAUGCGGGCGAAGGGCAAGGACUAUCCGAGGGCGGCGACUCUCCAGAGUCGUCCCAAGGAACUGACCCGCUUCUCGAAUCCCGGGCCAGGGGAAUACGACGUGGUGCCGGCGGCCAAGGCGGUGAUCGAUGCCACGCCCAAGUACACUUUUGGCCAGAAGCCGGCGGCUCUGAAGACCUUCCAGAUUCCAGCUCCGAAUAGCUAUUGCCCUGAAAAGGUCACGCAAUCAAAAAAGAAUGCGCCACGCUACACUUUCGGUAGACGAACUAAAAUCGAACACGAUCAGGGCACACCAGCUCCCGGCGCCUAUUGUCCCGAGAAAGUGAAGCUUAACAAGACGCCGGAGUUCAGUUUCGGUAUCAAACACCACGAACAGAGGCCAGAUUACACUCCAGCGCCGGGCACUUACAAACCAGAGCAAGUCGUCCUAGAACACAAUCCCGCCUACAGCUUUGGCCUAAAAACCAAACACAUUCAGGUCAGCGACACUCCAGCACCCGGUGCAUAUAGUCCCGAAAAAUCACGGCUACACUCUACACCCGCUUACUCAAUCGCUGGAAAGGCCUCUCACGAUGUUGUCGAUUGCACACCUGCACCCGGAGCAUACGAACCCGAGAAGUGCGUGCUGAGCAGGACUCCCGCCUUCAGCUUCGGCCACCGCGUGGAGCUCUCCAAGUCCAGCGACACGCCCGCACCCGGAACCUACAACCCGGAGAAAGUGCGGCUGGACCACAUGCCCGCCUUCACGCUCUCCGGACGCCCGGAAACCAAGUCGCUGAGCGAAACGCCGGCGCCCGGUUCGUAUGCCCCGGAGAAGUACCGCAACCAUCGAACGCCGGCCUUCACCUUCGGCGGUAAGCACGAGCAGCGCCUCGAGAGCUCCACUCCGGCACCGGGCGACUACUGUCCCGAAAAAGUGCGGCACGAUCACAAUCCCGCUUUCUCAUUCGCCGGUCGUCACGAUUUGCACAAGACAAGCGACACGCCAGCACCCGGAGCGUACGAAACGGAGAAAGUCCGGCAGGAUCACAAUCCCGCCUUUUCCUUUGCCGGGCGACACGAUCUGCAGAGGCCCAGUGAAACCCCCGCCCCAGGCGCCUACUCCCCGGAGAAGGUCCGCCAGGAUCACAAUCCCGCCUUCUCGAUGGCCGGGAAGUACAGUCAGAAGAUCUCCAGCGAGAGUCCGGCUCCCGGGGACUACUGUCCCGAGAAGGUUCGCUUGGAUCACACUCCUGCCUUUAGUUUUGGGGUGAAGAACGAUCCGAAGGUGGAGAACAACACCCCUGCUCCUGGUGACUACAAUCCGGAGAGGGUCAGACAGGACCACAAUCCCGCCUUCUCCUUCGCAGGUCGUUAUGAUCUUCAAAAGCCCAGUGAUACUCCUGCCCCUGGAGCUUAUUCCCCGGAGAAAGUUAGGCAGGAUCACAACCCAGCUUUCUCUAUGGCUGGAAAACACGAUCACAAGAUCACCAAUGGCACUCCUGCUCCCGGUGAUUACAGUCCGGAGAAGGUGAGAUUAGAUCACACUCCUGCUUACAGUUUCGGAGGCAAGAAUGAUCCUAAAGUAGAGAACCACACCCCUGCUCCAGGAGAUUAUCACCCGGAGAAGGUUAGGCUGGACCACAACCCCGCCUUCUCUUUCGCCGGUCGUCAUGAUCUCCAUAAGCCAAGUGAUACUCCUGCUCCAGGAGCCUACUCUCCAGAGAAAAACAGGCAAGAUCACAACCCCGCAUUCUCUAUGGCUGGAAAGCACAACCAAAAGAUUGUAAGUGACACUCCAGCCCCUGGAGAUUACUGUCCCGAAAAAGUGCGAUUGGACCACACUCCUGCCUACUCUUUUGGAGGCAAGAAUGAUCCCAAAAUAGAGAACAACACCCCAGCACCAGGAGAUUAUCACCCGGAAAAGGUUAGGCUGGACCACAAUCCCGCCUUCUCCUUUGCUGGACGUCAUGACCUUCAAAAGCCAAGUGAUACUCCUGCUCCGGGAGCCUAUUCCCCUGAGAAAGUUCGUCAAGACCACAACCCUGCUUUCUCAAUGGCUGGAAAGCACAUUGAAAAGCUGACAAAUGGGACUCCAGCUCCCGGAGACUACUGCCCAGAAAAAGUACGGUUGGAUCAUACUCCUGCUUACUCUUUCGGUGGCAAAAAUGAUCCUAAAAUAGAGAACAACACCCCUGCUCCGGGAGAUUAUCAUCCGGAAAAGGUGAGGCAAGAUCACAACCCCGCCUUUUCCUUUGCCGGUCGCCACGAUCUGCACAAACCCAGUGAUACCCCUGCUCCUGGAGCUUAUUGCCCAGAGAAAGUUAGACAAGAUCACAAUCCGGCUUUCUCGAUGGCCGGUAAACACACUCAAAGGAUCUCUAGCGAUACCCCCGCUCCCGGCGACUACAGUCCCGAGAAGGUUCGUCUAGAUCACACACCUGCCUACACUUUCGGUGGAAAGAACGAUCCCAAGGUGGACAGUACCACUCCUGCUCCAGGAGAUUACCAUCCCGAGAAAGUCAGGCAAGAUCACAAUCCGGCGUUUUCUUUCGCUGGUCGUCACGAUCUUCACAAACCCAGUGAUACUCCCGCUCCAGGAGCCUAUUGCCCUGAAAAAGUUCGACAGGAUCAUAAUCCAGCCUUCUCCAUGGCUGGCAAGCACGAUCCUAAGGUUUUCAAUGAUACUCCUGCCCCCGGUGACUACAGUCCUGAAAAGGUUCGUCUUGACCAUACUAUCUCAUACACAUUUGGUGGAAAGCAUGACCAGAAAAUAGAAAACAACACUCCCGCUCCUGGCGAUUAUCAUCCCGAGAAAGUAAGACAAGAUCACAACCCAGCGUUCUCCUUUGCCGGUCGUCACGAUCUCCAAAAGCCGAGUGAUACUCCCGCUCCGGGAGCCUAUUGCCCUGAAAAAGUCAGACAGGAUCAUAAUCCUGCCUUCUCAAUGGCCGGAAAAUACAUUCAGAAGAUCACUAAUGGCACACCAGCUCCUGGUGACUACUGUCCCGAGAAGGUUCGCUUGGAUCACACUCCAGCAUAUAGCUUUGGUGGCAAGAACGAUCCGAAGGUGGAGAACAACACCCCUGCUCCUGGGGAUUACCAUCCCGAGAAGGUUAGGCUGGACCACAAUCCCGCCUUCUCCUUCGCAGGUCGUCAUGAUCUUCAUAAGCCCAGCGAAACUCCCGCUCCAGGAGCUUACUCCCCAGAGAAAGUAAGACAGGAUCACAAUCCCGCUUUCACAAUGGCUGGAAAGCAUGAUCCCAGGGUCACGAAUGACACUCCGGCCCCUGGAGACUACAGUCCAGAGAAAGUUCGCUUGGAUCACAAUCCUGCUUUCACUUUUGGAGGCAAACACGAUCCCACAGUUCAGAAUAACACCCCUGCUCCCGGAGAUUACCACCCAGAAAAGGUUCGGCAGGACCAUGUUCCCGCCUUCUCCUUCGCCGGAAGACACGAUCUCCAAAAACCCAGUGAAACCCCUGCCCCAGGAGCUUAUUCCCCAGAGAAAGUAAGACAGGAUCACAAUCCAGCUUUUACGAUGGCUGGCAAGUACGAUCAAAAGAUUACCAAUGGCACUCCAGCACCUGGAGAUUACAGUCCUGAAAAGGUUAGGUUAGAUCACACUCCUGCUUACAGUUUCGGCGGAAAGAACGAUCCCAAAAUAGAGAACAAUACCCCCGCUCCUGGGGACUACCACCCAGAAAAAGUUAGACAGGAUCAUGUUCCCGCCUUCUCCUUCGCCGGAAGACAUGAUCUCCACAAACCGAGUGAAACACCCGCUCCAGGAGCUUACUCCCCCGAGAAAGUUAGGCAGGAUCACAAUCCAGCUUUUACGAUGGCGGGAAAGCACGAUCCUAGGGUUUCGAACGACACUCCCGCCCCUGGGGACUAUCACCCCGAGAAAGUUAGGCAAGAUCACACUCCCGCCUUCUCCUUCGCCGGUCGCUAUGACCUGCAGAAGCCCAGUGAGACACCCGCACCCGGAGACUACUCCCCCGAGAAGGUCAGGCAGGACUUCAAUCCGGCGUUCACCUUCGCCGGCAAACACGAUCCGCGACCCCUGAGCGAAUCCCCCGCCCCGGGAGACUACUGCCCCGAGAAGGUGCGACUGGACCGGACUGCACCCGCUUUCAGCUUUGGCGGCAAGCACGACCCCAAGGCGGAUCACCUCCAUCCAGCGCCAUGCGACUACGCCCCCGAGAAAGUGCGUCUCGACCAUACACCCGCCUACACAAUUGCAGGUCGUCCAACCGCCGAGCCCGUGAGCCACACCCCUGCUCCAUGUGACUACCACCCGGAACAGUGCCAGGUGGACAGCACUCCCGCGUUCACCUUCGGCAUGCGACUGGGCAGGGAACGCAUCUCCGACACGCCAGCACCCUCCGCUUACGAGCCGGAAAAACACACUCUGCACUCCACACCCGCCUAUACUUUUGGCACCAAGUCGGACAUCCGAGUGACCACCGAUGCCCCAGCCCCCGGUCACUAUCAUCCCGAGCAAUGCAAGCUGGACAGCUCGCCGGCCUUUAGUUUUGGCCUUAAGACAGUGCCAACUGCUUCACUUCCAGAGCCCAAAGGCGCUUAUAUCGAAGAUCGCAUUGUCCAAAGACGCGAAAGACGCCUGGCAAGUCCCGUGCGCAACCAUGUUGAGUCCACCACCACAACCACUAACAAUAGCAACAAUGCUGGCAGCAGCAACACCACAACAACAACAACAACAACCACCACCACCACAAAGACCUUUAUCAAUGGGGUGGAGCAGCCAGAGUUGCAACAAAAACAGGUCACCAAGCAGGUGAAUGGCACCACCCACAAAGAGCUUAAGUCCGCACCACCAGCACCACUUAGCAAUGGCAACCAGAGCCACUCGAAGGUGGUCAGCACCACCACCACAAUGCAGCAGGUGGCCCACGGGCAGAAGGAGAGUGGCAACCUGAAGGUGGUGGCCAGCGGUAAGUCGGAUGCCAGUGCCACCAAGUCGGCGGCAGUGAGCCACCAAACGGUGGUGCAGUCAGAUGGCGCCAUCGUGACCAGUGGCCAAUCCUCAAGGACGCAGACGGUCAAGUACGCUGUGGAAGCGAGCAGCGUGCAGGAGAAGAUCAUCAGCUCCUAACGUCUACAAAAUACCCACCGUCAUGGGCAGCAGCAAGGAGGGCAAGAUUCGCUCGGCUCCGGCUUACACGAUCACGGGUCGCGAGAAGCCGCCACUCAUUCC